This is a messenger RNA of Hippocampus comes (tiger tail seahorse), 3124 nucleotides long. It is a transcript of the gene cbx8a, whose product is annotated as chromobox homolog 8a (Pc class homolog, Drosophila). The record is from RefSeq and is a predicted model, not a curated record. Lineage: Eukaryota; Metazoa; Chordata; Actinopteri; Syngnathiformes; Syngnathidae. Gene Ontology annotation, molecular function: chromatin binding. Gene Ontology annotation, biological process: negative regulation of transcription by RNA polymerase II. The transcript has 5 exons. Gene Ontology annotation, cellular component: PRC1 complex; chromatin. Bases 198 to 1136 code for a protein of 312 amino acids.
UCACGCUCCGCCAUCGCCCGCCCUUGCCUAAUGCGGUGCUUAGCAACAGCGCGCACGUCACCAGUACCCCCCUCCCCUCCCGUCGUCCGCGCCAGAUUGCGUAUUAUGGGAUGUGCGGAAUUAAGCAGCCCGAGGAGGACGCGGGCUAGCGGGCGCAAAUAAGACCUCGGCGCCGUGGGCGAUUGCGAGCGAGCGUCAUGGAGCUGUCUGCCGUCGGGGAGAGCGUUUUUGCCGCCGAGUCCAUCAUCAAGCGACGGAUCAGACGGGGUCGUUGGGAAUAUCUGGUGAAAUGGAAGGGCUGGUCUCACAAGUACAGUACAUGGGAGCCAGAGGAGAACAUCUUGGAUGAGCGCCUGCUGGCAGCUUUUGAGGAGAGGGAACGUGAGAGAGAGCUUUUUGGGCCCAAAAAGCGAGGACCCAAGCCUGAGACAUUUCUGUUGAAGGCCAAAGCUCGGGAGAAAACAUAUGAAUUUAGACGAGAUCCAGUCCGACCCAUCCAGGUAUCCUAUCCGGUCCCAGAGCCCAUCAAAACACCGAGGGCACGGGAAGGUUUGCGCGCUGUGGUCCCCACCAUUUUCCCCCCAAGCGCCGUCAACCGAGGGGAGAGCGUCGUCAGCCAAGCACUAGAACCAGAAAGAAGGCCCAGAUCAGCAACAAGUUCCCACCAAGAGUCAAGUCCAAAAAAGAGAGGACGCAAGCCCAAAUUGCGUCACAGUUACGAGCAGGAUGACGAUGAAAGCGCAGAACCUGCCCCCAAAAUGUCGAGAUGCUUACCUCAUGACAGGACAGCUUCUGACCCCAGCCUGGCCCAGCUGACCAGAAGGUUCCAGGAGGAGACCACAAUUUCGCCCAGAUCCAGCAGUGACCACAUGGGCAUGGCCUACACUCGUACUGACCUAGGAGGCAGGACUCAUUACAUGGCGCUUCUGAAGCACCGUGACAAAUACAGGAACCUGCCGAUAAUUACGGGAGAAGAACUCGGGGUAGUGUGUCCCCCCACAGCCUCUGGCUCUUCGUGGAACCCUCGCUUCACCAACAUGGACACCGUGACCGUCACGGACGUCACCAUGAACCUGCUCACCGUCACCGUCAGAGAGAACUACACCGACAAAGGUUUUUUUCGAGGGAAAAGAUGAGAAACACAGAUGAGGUGCAUCAGAAAAGUUCCAGGACUGGCGUCGCAAACCAUUUGAAGUGCUGUCUUGACUUACGAGUAGCCAGACCAACAAGUUUUUCAAGAUACGAGCCGUCAUCAGGACGAUCUUUUGCCUUGACUUCUGAGCAAAAACUUGAGACGAGUACUCAACUCACCUCACACCAAGCAGCAGUUAGGCAGAUAAUGAAGGAUUCUUCAAAAAAGAGGCCACUGCAUGUGGAUUUAAGAACAAUCACACAGCUUUGAUUUCGGAAAGUCGGUUUAGCUUAAUGCUAACAGUGCAAAACACCUUAGACCGGCUAACGGAACUAGCAUCAAUAUUGUGAUAGUUCUGAACCUUUUAAGCAGUGACAUUUGAACUCAAGUAGUGCAUCAACACAUGUAAACAGACAAUAUAGCAAAAGUAACAGGCAUAAGCUCUUUAUCCUCUGCAAAGAAUGACUACUAUUUUUGCAUCUUAUAAGUCACUUGAAGUCGUCGCGACACCUCACCCCUGUCCCCUUGCUGGUUUUGUAUUUGAAAUCUCUUGUUUGCUACACUAGUCCUGGAGCUUUUUGGACACACUUCGGAAGUCACAUGGGUCACUUUAUUAGGGACAGCUGGGAGGCACAAUUUAGAUUGACACUGACAGCAGUACUAUCGUGGUUAUACAACUGUAUCCUGUUCCUAUUAAUUGGAAUGAGGAAGUCAGCCUCUAAAUUCUCAGUUUGACAUGACCACUGCAAACUUAACAAAUAAUAGUCGAUGAGCCAAAAGUAGGUCAGAGGUUUGUAAUUAUUUUCGAGAUCCCCACAAAUUAUUUUCAUAUUAGACAAGGCUUUGGCCUAAGUACAAAAGCCCAUCAGAUCCUUUUUUUAUCCGUGCAUCCUUGCAUUCUUUCUUGGCUUCAACCUACUUUUCGGCCUUCCUUUCUCUCUUGUUUCCUUCCUUAACUUAGGGUUGGUUUUGCAUUCAUUCUUGCAUCAUUUUUGCAUCGUUCCUUUGCUGAAACUUACUUCAUUCCCACCUGACUUCUUUCCUUCCUUUGCUUCAAUCUAUUUUUCUCCCCUUCCCCUCGUUCUCUCCUUUUGUUCCUUUUUUCCAUUCCCGGCCUUUCCCAAAGGCUUGCUUUUUAUUAUUCUUUUUUGCCAUUUUGCUGUCCUUUUAUUUAGCCCAGCUACUUGUUCUUCUACAACCUCAGACCAGAUUUUUUUUUCCUCCUUUCCUUCCAUCCAGGCUACCUUCCCAGUCAUUUAUUCCCUCAGGCCUUUGUUCCAUCAAAUUAUUUGCCAUCUUCUAAAGUACUUAAUUUAAAGUGUAUCCCUACUUAUGGCCCGCCUUGUAUACACAUUGUUCAUUUGUGCAGGUGUACCUAACAUUGUGGCUAGUUAAUGAAGCUACUAACAAUUAAGCUGCUGUCAUUAUGCUAAUAUAUACAUUUAAAAAAUAGAGCUUUCAAACAUCAGUAUUUAAUUGUUAAAAAGCAAAUCCUUGCAUAUGAUUAAAGAGUAACAAAGCUUUUCUUUUUCUUUUUUUUGCACAAUAUAAUGUUGGCCAAUUUUAGAAUGCAUUGUAGCCGUUUUGACUGCCAACAAAGCCACUUAUGUCAUUUUUGUGUACUUUUCUUUCGGCUUGUUUCACUUUUACUGGCCUCCCUGCAUUUCACGUGUCGGAUCAUUCAAAGAAUGAACACCGUGCAGCAGAACUAAUUAAGCCAAGGUUGAGCUAAAUUGCGUUUUGCAUGCUUUCUAUGCUCCAGAUAUGCCGCUGCUCCUCAAUCACUAACAUGAUGAAAUACUUUUAGAUUCAUUCACGCACGUGCAGAGCUGCAGUAUUCAUGUUGAAAACAUGGCGAGGUUUUGUUUUAAAUGGUUUGGAAAUAAACUAUCACGGUGUACAGUGUUAAGCGUUUUUUCCUGUCAUGGACAUGCACAAGUUGAGAGGUCUUGAUUUCAUUUUCUUCACCUGAGAUUUGAGUCGACAUUGACA